Bipolaris sorokiniana ND90Pr is the source of this 1069-nucleotide messenger RNA. RefSeq lists its product as uncharacterized. The record is from RefSeq and is a predicted model, not a curated record. Gene Ontology annotation, cellular component: Golgi to plasma membrane transport vesicle; cell tip. The transcript is spliced from 2 exons. Gene Ontology annotation, molecular function: guanyl-nucleotide exchange factor activity. Lineage: Eukaryota; Fungi; Ascomycota; Dothideomycetes; Pleosporales; Pleosporaceae. The coding region runs from base 113 to 898 and encodes 261 amino acids. Gene Ontology annotation, biological process: exocytosis.
CAACCACGCGACAAGACAUACCCCACUCUCUCCUUAUAUUCUGUCCACCUGCCGCGAAGCUGUCAACCGAAAACUCCUCCAAGCCUAAUUCUUACCUCGCGCGCCUAGUAUCAUGGCAGCAACCCUCGAAGUCUCUCCGCCCGCGUCGCCACAACCUGCCAAAGACACCGCAAACGAUACCCAAACGCACAACUGUCCGUCAUGCGGCUAUAGCUUGAAUACGAAGGAGCUCGAAGAAGCAAGGCGAAAGAUAGAGGAGCUGGAAGCGCAGAUGGAGCGACUAAAGGAGAAAGCCACUGCAGCUGUCGAUAGAUGUGCGGAUUACGAGGACCAAAUACGCGUUCUGAAAGAUAGCCAGCGCGCUCCCAGCCCACUGCGUUCACAAACCUCGCAAUCCGACAAGACCUUCAACGGCGCCCUACCGCGCCCCUCCGUCGACGCCGAUCCCCCACGUCCCACCACCGCGAACUCGACAAGGGCUUCGCGCUUUUCCUUCAUCACAAACCGCUUCCCUUCUCCAGCGAAUACUGGAGCCAUGCCUCCACCGCCUCCACCGAAAGACGACUACGCACUGAUUAACGAGCUAGAGCGAGAGCGAGCCCUUCGUGCAAAAGCUGAGGCGCGCGUGCAAACGGUGGAUACGGAGAUUGAGGAGCUUAGCGUGCAGCUAUUUAGCCAGGCGAACGAGAUGGUUGCUGAGGAGCGGCGGGCAAGAGCGAAACUGGAAGAACGAAUCGAGACGCUGGAACGUAGGGAUAGAGAGAAGAUGGGACGGCUGGAUCGCCUGGAGAAAGCUGUCAGUAGAGUUGAGAGGGUCAAGGCGCUGUUGGCUGAGAAGGAUGGCAAGGGGGUUGAGGCGCCUCCAGAUGGGAUGUUAUCUUUGCCUGCGAGAAGAUGAGGAGUUUGCGGUAUUUUGUUGUCUUUUCCAGCGUUGCGUUACGUGUUACGAUACCCAUAUUUAUGAUAUUUUGCAUCUUAGCAUAGCGUUGGGCGCUGGAUAUAUUCAUUUUAGAACGUUUAGAUAGUAAGCGCGUGGAAUACAUAUUGUUUUCAAGCACAAUGGAGAUGG